Ziziphus jujuba (common jujube) is the source of this 1553-nucleotide messenger RNA. RefSeq names its product protein CHAPERONE-LIKE PROTEIN OF POR1, chloroplastic. The transcript is spliced from 5 exons. The coding region runs from base 358 to 1206 and encodes 282 amino acids. Gene Ontology annotation, cellular component: chloroplast membrane. The record is from RefSeq and is a predicted model, not a curated record. Lineage: Eukaryota; Viridiplantae; Streptophyta; Magnoliopsida; Rosales; Rhamnaceae.
GGAUACUCUUAUAGCUAUCUCUAGCUAGGGUCGAAACUCGGUCUUUGUGAUAGAGGCCAAAUGUCCCGGCCGUGUCUUCUUACUUGUACAACGGUCUCCUAAAACAAAUAAAAGCUUUAUAGGCAGAGAAAGAAAUUUUGUUUUUCAAUAGUCAAGAGGGUUUUUGGUUCAGCGAAAAAGAAGGGGGGGUUUUUGGUGUUAUUCUAAACUCUAAGCCCUCGCUGGCUCCAUCCGCUUUUCCCUAUCCGUUGGGGGACAUUCGCGCACAAAACAAUCGGAAAAACAUAUCAGAUUACAUUUCGAAGCUUGGUUUCCUUCUAUCAGCAGUGUGAUAGUUACGAGUGAGGUAUUUUAAAGAUGACUGUAUCUGGUUUGGCUGGUAGUCCUUCAAGGUGUUGUGUUUGGAUACCUACACGUAGCUCUGGUUCACUAAGCAAGCAAGUUUUAAAAUUUCCUUGUACUAGGGAACCUACAAAAAUGAUCGAGGUACUUCGUCUGGGAAGUUAUUGGAGUAGUUCUCAACAAAGAUGGAAUGUACAGAAAAAUCACUUGAUCAAGUGUGCAAUGGAUGCUUCGUAUGGUGAUAUGGCAAAUGAACCAACUGCUAUCUUUCCUAGGAUUAAUGUAAGGGACCCAUAUAAACGACUUGGGAUAAGCAGGGAGGCCUCUGAAGAUGAAAUUCAAGCUGCAAGGAACUUCCUUAUCCGACAGUAUGCUGGACAUAAACCAAGUGUGGAUGCAAUUGAAUCAGCUCAUGACAAGAUAAUCAUGCAGAAGUUUUAUGAGAGAAAAAACCCAAAAAUUAACAUUAAAAAAAAGGUCAGGGAAGUCGGUCAGUCUCGUAUUGUGCAGGCUGUGAGGACUAGGUUCAGAACACCAUCCACAAAAUUCAUCAUAAAAACAUCAGUUGCAUUUAUUGCACUUGGAGCUCUCACUGUUCUCUUUCCAACUGAAGAAGGCCCAACUCUUCAAGUGGCCAUUUCCUUGUUGGCAACCAUAUAUUUUGUAUAUGAUCGGCUGAAGAGUAAACUCCGAGCAUUUCUCUAUGGUGCUGGAGCCUUUAUCUUCUCAUGGCUGUUGGGAACCUUCUUGAUGGUGUCCGUAAUUCCACCUAUACCUAUACUCAAGGGACUUAGGAGUUUUGAGGUGACAACUUCAUUGAUAACCUAUGUGUUGCUUUGGGUUUCAUCUACUUAUCUGAAGUAGGACGUCUUAAUUACUUCAUAUAGAACCCCAAUUUUGUUGGAUUGACCACAUCAAAUUGCUUGAGAUUUAGCUUAUGUAGAGCUGUGUGCAAUCUAGUCGCAGAGUCCAUAUUUUUGCAGUAGUUUGGCAAUGAGCCUCCAAGUUUAGGACGAAAGAUAUCUGAAGGAGUGAUUACUUUGAUUUUUGGAGCAGAUGUAAAACAGACGACAGAAUGAUCAUCUUUGGGCAAAUUCAUUGUUUCUUCUAUGCUUGAUGUACACGUCUAAUUAAAAUUAUGAUAUUUGUUAUAUGGAUGUAUGGAGUAUGUAUCUUGCUGUCAAGUAAUGUCUACUAUUUCCUUGUUAGAA